AGAAGAAACUGGGAUCUUUCUAACAAGAGUGGGAGGUGGAAGACAGGUUAAAGUCAUGGCAGUUGGGUGGAGACCGGCCACCCUUCUCCUUGUCUUCAUCCUGACGUUCCUCUGCCCCUCGGAUGGAACCAUGCACCUCUCUGGCGGCCAGAGACUGCGGUCUCGUCUUCAGAGGGAUCGCCGAAACGUUCGUCCAAACAUUAUUCUCAUUCUUACUGAUGACCAGGACAUUGAACUCGGCUCAAUGCAGUCCAUGAACAAAACAAAGCGCAUAAUGAUGCAGGGAGGCACUCACUUCUCCAAUGCAUUUGCCACCACUCCGAUGUGCUGCCCUUCUCGAUCAUCCAUCCUGACUGGGAAAUAUGUGCACAACCACCAUACCUACACCAACAAUGAGAACUGCUCAUCACCGUCCUGGCAGGCCCACCAUGAACCUCACACUUUUGCUGUUCACCUCAACAAUUCAGGCUACAGGACUG
Sinocyclocheilus grahami is the source of this 479-nucleotide messenger RNA. RefSeq names its product extracellular sulfatase Sulf-2-like. Lineage: Eukaryota; Metazoa; Chordata; Actinopteri; Cypriniformes; Cyprinidae. The annotation marks the transcript as partial. Gene Ontology annotation, biological process: positive regulation of vascular endothelial growth factor production; heparan sulfate proteoglycan metabolic process; positive regulation of Wnt signaling pathway. Gene Ontology annotation, cellular component: cell surface; endoplasmic reticulum; plasma membrane. The transcript has 2 exons. The record is from RefSeq and is a predicted model, not a curated record. Gene Ontology annotation, molecular function: N-acetylglucosamine-6-sulfatase activity; glycosaminoglycan binding.